GGCCCCGCCCCGUCUUCUGGAAUGCGGUGAGCGCACGGGACUGUACCAAUUCGACAACAGGGGGAGGACGGAAGGGCUGAACCAACUUUCCUUUCCCCCACCCCCGGGGUCACUGGGACAUCUAAACCCUUCGUGAAGGAAAGAUCUAUUUCUGGCCCCUUGUCUGGCUCCUGAAGUUCUCCUUACUGACGACGCGCGCUCACUCAUGUUUCCACCCCCCCACGGCUCCCCUGUGCUGGCGUGGCAGUAGUUCGGCCCGGUGUCUCGCUCUUCCGGAAGUGCCGAGGCCGUUCAACUGCUUUGCUCCGCUGCCGUCGCUGCUCCCUCGGCUUCUCCCGUAACCGAUUCUCAUCCAUCGCCGCUCAGGUGAGAAAGGGUGGAAACGUUCUGCUUGGUGGACGAGCGCAUUCGGGAGAUGGGGGGGUGGAGGUUCAGGAAUCCCCGCGCCGUCUGCGUCCCCCUCUUUGGGCUGCGUCGUGGUGCCUCCGCGCCCCAGUUCCCUGCCUCAGAGAGCAGCAGGAGGCCCGCUGGGCCUGGGCGCCGCUCGCUCGCCCGCCCGCCCGCCCGCCCGCCCUCGGAGGGCCCCCGCUUUCCCCUCAGGAGCGCGCCGGGGUGGGGCGCAGCUGUCAUGGCGGUGGCUGCUGGGCAGUUGGAAGUCUCCCUUCUCCUGUUUGCCGCCUUCAACAGCUUAUGGGCGGGGAUGCCUGUGUUAUCCCCCCAUUAUGUGAGGGGUCGGUCCGAAAUUUCAAAAUCACACGGCUUUGGUGUUUUAAACAGCCUCUGGGCAGGGAAUGUCGACUUCCCCGAUUCCCACGCUGUUGCGCCCAGGAAGGCUGCCGUGCAUGAACCUGAUGGAAGCGGCCUGUCAAGAAAUGGCUGCACCCAUCCCGACGGGGCCGUCCAGGCCUAAUGGGCGUCUGGGACGGUGUUGACUCUCGCCAGUUGGCUGCUGGGAGCCAGCGAAAACGCCGCUCGAAUCUGCCGGCCGCCUGAGCCUCCCUUUCGGGCGCUGCUCCCCCCCCCGCUCUUGCCCCCGUUGCCAAACAAGCUCGCUGCGGUGGACAGGGGAGGUUCCCUCCCAUCUUAUCGCGCACGCAUCCUGUCCGCUUCCUCCCCCCUCGGAGAUCGGAUGCCGCCUUUGGCAGUUUCGUAACAUACAACGGAGAGUUUUGUGGUAUAUUUGAAAAAUAUUACUCUCGCUGGCGCAAUGUCGGAACCAAGACUGUAGAGAUGCUGGUGCAGAUCCCCAUUCAGCCGUGAGGUUCACUGGGUGAUGCUGUAUUAGGAUCGCGACUAGCCUUUCUCACAGGGUUCUUGGGCAGGUAAAAUGGGGAAGAAAGGCAGGCUGUAAAUGCAGCCAAACAAACCUGCCUCAAGACUUGGGUUUUCUUCCCAACCAGGCUAGUGCUACUCUAGAACUUAUUAUUUUGUUAGGCAGUAUUUGAUAGUUUUUUUGGUCACUUGGAAGAUGAACCGUUCAGUGUACUGUAUAGAAUCACAGAGUUGUUGAGUUGGAAGGGACCACAAGGGUCAUCUAGUCUAACCCCCAUGCAAUGCAGGAAUCUUUUGCCGCAUGUGGGCCUCCAACCUACAGCCCUGAUAGUAAGAGUCUCAUGUUCUACGGACAGAGCCAUCAUCCUGACAACAGCUUCUUUAGUUUAGGAUCAAAGUGCACAUGACAGCUUGCUUUGUUUCAGAGGCCAAGAACUAAAUGUAGUCUCUUUGCAAGUGAAUCACUAUAGUAAAAUUCACUAUAGAGCUUGUUUUUCCCUUGAUCACUUUAAGUGUGUAAAGCCUCCCUCACUGUGGACCUACACAUGUAAUAGUUUGAUGAAAACUUAGCUCAGAGCAAUUUUGGAAGUGGUUACAUAUUCAGAACAUAAACUAGGGACAGCUUUGUGUGGAACAUAAAAUUGGGACAAGAAAAAGUUGGUUAUUUCAGAGUGAUGGUGCUUCUAUAAAUAUCGGGUGCUCGAAACUUGCGGAUACAUAGGAAUUUGAAAUAUUUUUCCAGCCCUCAUGCAGCAUUCUGCCUAGUGCAUUCCAAAGGAAGCCAUGUUAAAGGAGGAGUUUCACUGUAAUAAGGUUCCAGCACACUAUUCAUUACUAUGCAAGCCCCAUCAAACUAAACCAGAAGUAAAAACUCAGGUGAUUAAAUAGCAAGGUUAAAAGUCAUAUAUAAAUAUGAACUAAAGCAUUUACUGAGAUAAGUAGUAUGAAACUAAUGCAGUUAUGUUUCUGCAGCACUACACAGCAAUUCUUUCCUCCCAACCCCAGGAAUUACACCUUGAAAUUGUUAAGAACUUCUUAGACAAGAUAACCUUGCUGCACAGCCAUCUUUUAAAAUUUACAAAGCAAAAUAGAACUUGCACUAAAAACUACAACUCAGCCGCUCUGAGCCCGGCCUUGGCUGGGGAGGGCGGGGUAUAAAUAAAAAUUAUUAUUAUUAUUAUUAUUAAUUAUUAAAUAAAGUCAAUAUGAAGUCAUUCAUCCUCUUCUCUUCCCCCACUCCCCAACUUUCUCUAGCUGGUCACCCAGAAGUGAGUUUUAAUACAUUGCAAACAUGCAGUUGUUUACAACUUUCAAUUAAAGGUAAAGAUAGAUAGCAGGUUUAAAUAGAUGAAGAAACUGAGAUUUCCAAAAGGCAGUUGGGUAUCACUUUCAAUUGAUAUUUGGUAGGAAAAAUUCUAAUCUCUGUUCUUCUGCCACUUUUUGCUUUGAGUUUUCUGUGAUAGUUCUCAUAAAUUAUAUAAUCCACAGGAAAUUUCUUUGUAAAUUAGUGGCUGAAAUUAAACUAGUAUAUCAAGCCUUGCAGUGCAUGCUUAACUACAGUUACCAUAAAUUAUUCAGCUUGCUAUGAUCAAAACAAUACCAUCAAAGCAGAGGUGGCAAAGGUAAGCAUUCCAGAUGUUAUCAGAUGCCCAACUCCUAUUUGUCCCAGCAAGCACUGCCAAUUGUCAGGUGUGGUAGUAGCUAUAGUCCAACUUCCGGAUGGCCAGAGGUUUACUAUUUCUGAUCCAAAGAGACAUAAAAGGGCAUAAAGCUUGGGCUUUUGAUUGAGCCUACUGAUCAUAAAAUUAAAAUUACUUUUUGUCACUAUUGUUGGUACAAUCGUUUUGAUUCUCUUGGGAAAACCUAUUACUUUUUGUAGUAUCAACUUGUGUGCUUGGUAGUAUAUGAUAGUUUUUAAAAACAUUAAAUUGCUUGCUAUUUAACUUUUUUCUAUGUGUUUAUAUAUGAUGGGCAAUGUCAAAAAAUACAGUUUGAACCAAUUCCCAGUACAUAUGAGCUUUUCAGAUGAAAACCUUGUAUGUAUGUAUUUGAAAAUAUUACCCUUCUCUGAUGUGCAUGUCCAGUGUUUGAAACUCCCAUUGUUCUAAGUGCAUUUUGCAACAGGGAAUUUCAUUAGCGCAAGCAGUUUCUGAGCUCUGGGUGCAGUACUGUGCCUAAGAUUUCAGAUUACAGUACAGUGCACACACUACAGUGGAAGGAAAGGACCCUUUUCUGCCUCCCCACUUCCAGCUACUCACUGAAGACUGGGGGUGGGCAGGGGAAGGACCAUGUGAAAAAUGAACAUAAUAUUUUAGCUGCAGUUCAUUCAUUUUCAGCUUUGUAUUCUUGUUAUAAAAAGCGCACCUGGACAUUCUGUUGUUGCACCCAUAAUCUAGGUUUAAGAUGCCAUUUAGCUCUUAGCUUGCAUAUCGUAGUUUCUAACACUGUACAUGUCUACUAUAGGCAAGAAUCAUAUGUAGCCGCUUGCUCUAUAUGCAUCACCAGCUGAUUGAUAAAGUUUGGUAUUAUUAUUUCAACUAGUUGGAAUAAUAAUGCCAUGGAUAAAUAGGAGUGCUGUUUACAUAGGCUGUGCUGACAAGAGUCUAUAUGUGGUGGGCAUAAUCACAGUGUUACAUGCCUUUCCUACAUGUAAGUUAUAUCCAUUCUGAUAAGAUGGUCCUCAAGUAGUCCACAUGUUUAAAUCUAAAAUCAUUGGCUUAUGUAUAUGGCAGAUUAGCUGUUUAUAAUCUGAAUUAAAAUGGAAGGCCCUUGAAUGGAAGUCAUUAUUCGUUGUGCUUGUUAAGCUAUUAUGGUUGUGAAAGGGCAGUAAAUGUUUAUUGGGUGACUUGUACUUGAGUUUAUUUUUAGUCCAACAGUAAUUUGUGUUCUGGUGUGUCAGAGGACUGUUGGAGAUGGAACACAAGUUUAAAAUUGUGAAGUUAAUCAGUAGAUGAAAUCAGUGUUGCUAUUUGUAGAUCUCCCUUUAGCAUAUAACUCGCGUACAACAACAUCUCUUGCUAUCUGGAACCUUCAUAAACUAUUGGGCUGCAGUCUUAUUUUGAGAAAUGGUAAGACUUUUCUCUAGAAAAAAAAUGAAUGGCUUGGUACUUUGUUAGGAGAUUUGUUUAUAAAGCUAAGUAUCUGAACUAUACUGAAUAAUUGUGUAUUAUUGCUAGAAUUUGGUUUUUGAAAUGUUAUGAUGGGAUUUAGACAUUGUAAAAAUGAUUUCAUCUUCAUGUAAAGAUUCACAAAGCUUCUUGGAGCCAAGUACUGGGAGCAAAUGGUAAAAUCGAUUUCAGGAUGUUAUAAAACUUACGUUGACUGACUUGUUUUGUCUGAUCUUCAGUUAGUGAAAGAAUGUUUGUAUCAUGGGAUAAAUUAAGUUUAAAAACAUAGAAGAAACAAAUGUGCUCUAAUUAUAAUUUUCAAAUCCUUAAUGCUAUAAAUGCAAACUUAAUUUGAAAGAGAACUCAUAUACACCCAGCUAGCACAGAUCAACUAAGUUGCAAAAAGUAGUGUGUAUAUUAUAGAGGGGAUAAUUACUGUUAAUGAUUUACAGUACUUAAUUUCCAAUAUAAUUGUGUCCAAAAAUGCAGCCAAAAAAAUCAUUGUGCAACAGAUCCACCCUGUGCUUCUAAGAAAUCCUCCAGUAUGUUAGGCAUCAAUCUCAAUAUAUUUCACUCACACACAAAUAACUUUUUUGACUGUUUAUUUGAUGUCAUUCUGUAUCUGCACACACAUUUCUGUCUACAAACAUUGAGUUGUAUCCAGUUGUUUCCCUCUAUUGACAGAAGUGGAGACUUCUAUUAAAAGAAAUGCAAGUGAGAGGGGAAGGUGAUUUUUGUUGAUUCCCUCUUCUGCUCUCUGUGCCCACCAAUUUGUUACAGAGGUUUGGAUCCUUUGGAAUGGCUGUAGGAGAAAGGGAUUUGUGAAAAUCACCUCCUUUCCUCUUGCAGAAGCCUCCACUGGAUGAAAGAGUUUUCACCAGCAGAGGAACACAGUUGGAUUCAGCCCUAUAGGCAAGCAGGGGAUACCUGUGCCAGGGCUUCUUAACAUUGUGGGCUUAUGUCUGACCACCAGAUACCUUGAUUCCACUUUCUAUUGCCUCACAACAGCUAUGGCCCACUUAUAAAUAAUAGAGGACACCCACCACAAACCCCUAAAUUAGUACAUAAUCCUGAUAUAUAGCAAAAGGGUUUUCCGCUUUCCUUUUUUAGGGCGCCUUAACACUUAACUUAUUGCUUAAACUGGUGAUUUAACAUGAUCUUUUUAAAGCAAAGAGAUCAAUAUAUCUGUCAGUGGCCUGUACAAAACCAGAAUAGUUUUUGGAUUGCUUAAGAAUUUGUUGGCACGCCAGGGAUAUAAAUUCCAUUUUAAAAUCUGCUGUUGAAACUAUGAGUUAAUAAGGCUUUCUCACUAAGGAUCACAAUAAAGGCAAGGGGAAUUUUUAGGGUAAAGUUUAUCAGGGCAUAUUUAGGGAAGGUUGGCUUAACAUGUCUGAAGGAAGAACUGUAUAGUGACUGACAUGUGGUGAAAUAGCAGAUGCUAAGCUCUCCCAAGCAUAGGAAGCAUGACUGACACUAACAGAAGCAAGGAUAUGUCUCUCUUCAGCCCAGGCUGCUGCUCUUAACUCAAUAACAUGGAUUAAAUAUGAUUCUGUAGGAGCACUGAUACUCAAUCUCAACCACCUGCUGUGGCUGAAAAACCUAGUAUUGCGAGCACCAAAUGUUCAAGUAAUGAGUGUACUCCCCUACAUAAUGACUUAUAAUUUAUUUUGUGCAUUGGUAGCCCCCACUCCUGCCUUUUUUCAAGGAACUCAGAGUUGGGGUUAGACACUAUCAAACUUCCACAGGGUAGCUGUGAUGAAAGAAUGCAUUUUGAUGCAAACUGCCCAAGUUGGAUUGAGCAGGAUAUGAACCUGGUUUCUCCAAUAUCUAAACCCAACGUAAAUUGGGGGGGGGGGACCUGUGGCUCUCCAGGUGUUGCUGAAUUCCCAUCAUCCCUAGCCAGUACGGCCAGUUGUCAGAGAUGAUGAAAGUUGGAGCACAACGACAAAUGGUAGACUAGGUGCCUGCCCCCUAUACUAACAGUCGGGAUUUAUAUUUUACUAAGGUGCAGUAGUGUACACAUUACACAUUUUAGCUAGUUUCUUGAAAAUUAAAACUAAUUGCACUUAUGAGGCUUUGAAUUUGGCAAAAUUGCCCUUGCAGACCAUAUGUCCCAUAUAUCACGUUUUGUUUUUAUAGGUUUCUGUAACUACCUCUUUUCUCUUUCUGUCUUAUAGAAUCCAACCGCCAUCAUGUCAAGCAAAAGGGCAAAGACCAAGACCACAAAGAAGCGCCCUCAGCGUGCCACUUCCAAUGUGUUUGCUAUGUUUGAUCAGUCACAGAUUCAAGAAUUCAAAGAGGCAUUCAACAUGAUUGAUCAAAACAGAGAUGGUUUCAUUGACAAAGAAGACCUGCAUGAUAUGCUUGCUUCACUUGGUAAUUAUUUUUCUCCUUUCUUUCAGUUAAGUUGUUUCUCUGUUGAGGGGGAAAUUCACUUUGUUUCCCAGAUAUUGCGCUAGGAUUUUUUUUAUCUUAACAUUUGAGACCUGUGUUAUGAGUUAACAUUAAUUCUGUAAAUGAUAGUAUAUAGAUAAUCUUUAAAAUAUGAAUAUUUGAUUUGCAGGGAAGAAUCCAACUGAUGAAUACCUAGAUGCUAUGAUGAAUGAGGCUCCAGGACCAAUAAACUUCACAAUGUUUCUCACAAUGUUUGGAGAGAAAUUAAAUGGCACUGAUCCAGAAGAUGUAAUCAGGAAUGCCUUUGCUUGCUUUGAUGAAGAAGCAACAGGUGAGAACUUAAAAACCCCAAGAUAACUUCUUUGCUUUUGAUCUUCACUGUGAACAUGUAUUUAUGAUGAAAAUAUAAAAUGUACUUGAGAGAAAUGACACACUUGCAACGUGUAUUAGUUAAACAUAGAUUUUGACAAAUGCGUGGAAGGUAAGGAUGCCAAUGGCUACUGGUCAUGUUGGCUAUGUAGUACAGGAAUGGGCAGACUUCAGGCUUUUGAGUUCUACUGUGUUUCUUUACUAACACCUUAAGGUCCACCAGUUAGAUGCAUUAUGUUUGCUUGGGAGUGCAGCCAGUCACUUACAGCAUCUAAUGAGCAUACACUGGGAUUGCCUACACAUACAGGUACAACUGAGUUACUACAGAACAGGGGUUCUAACACCCUGAUUUAGAAAGGGAAAAAGCUGGUUUGUGACUAGAAACCCAUGUUGAUCUACUGCAAAUAAUCCAGAGAUCUAGCAGCAGAUCCUGAUCCACUUUUCCCCCACCCCUCUAGUAUCAGAGUCAGUAUGCUUCUGAAUACCAGUUGCUGGAAAUCAGAGGUAGGUUAGGGCUAUUGCACUCAAUUCCUACAUCUGGGCUUCUCAUAUGUGUUUGCUUAGUCACUGUGAGAACAGAAUACUGGACUAGAUGGGUCUUUGAUCUGAUCUGGCAAAGCUUUUUUUAUUUUCAGUAGUAGAAAGCCUCCCAAGCAGCAAACCAGAAUGGACAAGUUGAUAGCUACAAACCAGGCCUGUGAAUGAUGUUGUCUUUGGAACAACUAAGAAGCAAAAGACUUCUGAGCCUAAAUAAAUAUUUGCAAAGGGGCACUUUAAAAGUCCUUGGUGCUGCAUAUACCUCACAGGAUUAAUAUUAUUUGUUCUUUAUAUACGUCUCAAAAGCUUUAUGAUGAACUAAUACAGUCUGAAAUACCUUAUUUCAAGAGCUUUCAUCUUAACAUUAUUGAAAUGCUUUUCAAUCAUUGGGGUGGGCAGUCCUGGUGGGGAACUGAGGUACAUUACAGAAUAUAACUACAAGGUGAAAGGUCCGAUCUCAAAUCAGUGGCAGCUCAUGUCCCAUAAUAUCCUUUUACAGCUGCUUUCAUUUGUUCAGAUGCAUUAUUGCAUCCUCAAUGCUACAUAAUAUAGAAUUGGUGGCUAUUAUAAAUUUUGUUAAUAUUACUGUGGUGCCUCGGGUUACAGGCGCUUCAGGUUACAGACUCCGCUAACCCAGAAAUAUUACCUCGGGUUAAGAACUUUGCUUCAUGAUGAGAACAGAAAUCGCGCAGCAGCAGCGGGAGGCCCCAUUAGCUAAAGUGGUGCUUCAGGUUAAGAACAGUUUCAGGUUAAGAACGGACCUCCAGAACAAAUUAAGUUCUUAACCCGAGGUACCACUGUAUUGUUGUUAUUAUUAAACCAAGAAUGGAACAGAAUUCAAAAUCAAUACAACAGUGCUAAGCAGCUAAUAACUAUCGUAAGUGGGUACAUGAGAAGCAGAAACGUAGCUGGUGACCCCAACACACAUUACUAAUGCUGGUAAAAUGCUAUUUUUUCACAUGGUUCCUCUACCUGAAGUCAGAGGGCAGGGCUCUCCUGGUCAUAGAAAUAUUUUUGGAUUAGGAUUGGCUGAGCAGUGCAGAGAGCUGAUUUGCCAGGCUUGCACAAAUGUUUCUGGAGUCUCUCCUAGCUGAAGUGGAAGGCUAUGAUUGUGUGUGGGACAAAAAAGUGUGGUUUUGACAUUUGGGAUGGAGGAAAACUACUUAAAUUUUUACUUUGCCCCAGUAUACUUAGUGUAUGAGCCUCUACUCUCUAACCCCAAGGUUGCAAGGAUAUCUGAUAAUCUUGGUGUCAGAAAGGCUAUCACUGACACAACCCUAGCAUGUGAGUCCUUCUCUCUGCUUGCAUUUAUACAAACAGAUUUUGAAAACAGUCAGUGAAUUUAAAGCAGAAAAUGUAUUUAAAUCCUUUCUUCUUAGCCCUAAUGUUUGCUAUGGAGCUUUAAAUGCUAGGCUAUUACUAUAUUAGUUAAAUAUGGAUAGCUAUAGUGUUUUCAGGUAGCCAUUCCCUUGUUUUUUGAAUAAUUUAAUUGUAUGGCCUAACUAUUACUAUAUCAGUGGAAUGUUUCUUUUGAUAAAGCUUGCCAAUUUUGUGUAUGUAAUGUCUCCUGAUAAUCUAUAUUUCUAGGUUUCAUUCAAGAAGACUACCUGAGAGAAUUGCUGACGACAAUGGGAGACAGGUUUACAGAUGAAGAAGUAGAUGAGCUCUUCAGAGAGGCACCAAUUGACAAAAAGGGCAAUUUCAACUACAUUGAGUUCACACGCAUCCUUAAACAUGGAGCAAAAGACAAAGAUGACUAAAACAGAACUCUUGCCUCUGCCAUUUUCUUUAGAUCUCACCUGCAGUUAUCUUUGAGGGGUUUUUUCCUGGUAGAACCUGUUGCAUGCAUUUAGCUUUACAGCUUUUGCCUUUCUUGAUGUAUUUAUCUAUACCAGGCAUUCUGGCACAUCUUGCACCUGUAUAAUCAGGUUGGCAAUGGGGAUUGUAGUUGUGGUGAGAGAGUUGGAGGAUAAGAUCAAUGACUCUGAAGGCCCAGGAAAAACGUCUCAAUGUUUCUGGUUUAGCUGGAUUUUUACAUUUUGUAAUAAUGCCAUUUUGAAAUAAGAUUGCUAUAUCAAUAAAAUACCUCAAAUGCUGCAUUGUGAAGUGAAUUUUUAUUAAGUGUUUAGAGUCCAGAGUUUAUACAUUCCCCCCAAAAAACAAGAUGGGAAGCAGUAUGCUGGAGCUUAUCGUGAUGUAAAGAACUGUUUCUUUCAUUUAAGACUGAACUGCAGCAUUGUGAAUCACAAAUGUGGUGAUCUAAACUUUUUGCAGGGCAAGGAUUAGUUACUGGCAACUUUUCAGAUUCUGCUUUCUGGCCUCCACAGUCCUAUAGAGCAGAUACUCACAAACAUUUAGAUUUUGGUGUUUAUAAAUAAACUUGGUGUUUAUAAAUUUAGAAGGAGCUUCCCUUAUUUAAUCUGAUCUAGCAGGCAGCAGUUGUGUUAUUUUUCCUGUUUCCUAAAAUAAUUCAUAGAAUUGUGUCAAAAUGAUACAGGUUUUUUUAAUGGACUGCAAAUACUUUCUUUGCCAAUCUAUAAGCAAUUACUGUGCAUUGGAGAGUAAGUUGGAGAAUGUUGAGAUCUCUCUUUUUUGUCUGAUCUACCCACUUGCAGCAUGGAAAGGACGUUACAGGCACAUGCCACAUCCAACUGUUAGAACAAUUUUCCAUGUGCAGUUAUGAGAAAUAGUCCAAUGGGAAGACAAAUGAGCAGCUCAAAAUUGCUGUGAGAAACACAUGAGAGACCACAACCAUCUGGGAAACCAAACACAAAAAGUUUCUAAGAUGGGUGUCUGACGUCUACAAGUUGUGUGCUUGCUGUGGGAAACGCCUAGUGAAGGCUUGAAACCAUCAAUAAUGUAGUCAAAUCCUGCCAAUAUUCCAAAUUGAGGCACUUUUCUGCCAUAGUUGAAACUGCAGAAAACUACAUUUUUUUCAUUAGCUAAACCUUAAAGAAAGCAGAACAAACGUUUGUAAAAUUAAACUAUACUCCAGAUCAAGUUGAUUCCUUUAGCUUCCCAUUGUUUUAAUGUUCAAGUCCUACCAUCAUAUGCUUAUUCUGUGAGAUGUAUCUGCGUUUGGAUUUGUUAUCUUAAUCUGAAAUUAUCUGUAAUUUUCUUGAGCCUCAACUUCCCCAUCGUAAUGCCAGACUUGUGUAUAUUCUACAGAGUCUUGUUCUGUUGAAGCUGGCAUUUUGCAAUGAUUUGUGUUUUUAAAAAUUCUCUUCUGUCUAGAUAGCUAAUCUUUUCCUCCUUUAAACAAAGUACCCUGCCUCAGACCACCCAGCCAGCUUUCCCUUCCUAAGAGUGUGUGUGCAGCUGUCAAGGGCAUGGUUACUACAGUGCAUCAUAUUGGAAUGUCUGAAAGAUCUCUACAGCAGGAGAUUCUUGAAAGGCUGCUUGCCAAGUAUGCAAUAAAUGCUUAUUAUUUAAACCCUGUUGAGGGGUUCAUUGCUGUUUUGAUAAAAUGACCAAAUCCUUUUAUUUCAAAAGCAGCAACAGUUUAUGGAUUGAGGAUACUGGCUUUUAAAACUUCUAACAGUAGAGUAUAAAGGUAAAGGGACUCCUGACCGUUAGGUCCAGUCGUGACCGACUCGGGUUGCGGCGCUCAUCUCGCUUUAUUGGCCGAGGGAGCCAGCGUACAGCUUCGGGGUCAUGUGGCCAGCAUAACUAAGCCGCUUCUGGCGAACCAGAGCAGCGCACGGAAACGCCGUUUACCUUCCCACUGGAGCGGUACCUAUUUAUCUACUUGCACUUUGAUGUGCUUUCGAACUGCUAGGUUGGCAGGAGCAGGGACCGAGCAACGGGAGCUCACCCCGUCGCGGGGAUUCGAACCACUGACCUUCUGAUCAGCAAGUCCUAGGCUCUGUGGUUUAACCCACAGCGCCACCCGCGUCCCUAAGUAGGAAUACAUAUGUGUUUAUUAACUAUGUAGCUGUAAACUAUUGGAGACAACCUUUUAUAUUUCAUGUUUUCCUUGCAGUUAGAAAGCUUUCAACACCCGUGUACAUCUUCCCUGGAAAGCAUCUCUGCUAUACUUAUAAAGUAUUUUAAUUAAUUGCAGGUGCUCCUUUGCUUGAGGUCAUCAAAUACAUAUUUGCCCUUUCAAUUAAGGAGAUUAAAUUUCGCAGUUAUUAUUGAGCCCCUGAACCAUGUUUUUACUGUUUGACAUUUUAACGGACUUUUUAAAAAUGCCGUUUUUGUCCCUUUUUAAAUUUUUAUUUUGCAAUAAAGUAGAUGAGACAAGGAAAAUAGAGCACAGGGGAGCUUAGCAAGUGUCCAGGUCCCCCUUCUGAUCCUACAGUUUGUGAAACAUGAGAAAAUCAUGCUUCGAGUAGAGCCACUGAAAUCAAUACACCUAAAUUAGUCAUGACCAAUUUGAAGUCCACUGAUUUCAAUGGGACCUACUAUGAGCUUGAUUUAGCUGGAUACCGCCCACAGACUAGUGUGCGUCAGUUGGCAUGGGAUGCAGCAUGCCUUGUUGGCAACAAGGAGGGCCUUGGGCUUCUAUACGAUGGUCUGGUGCAUUGCUUUGCAGCCUGCCGUCCAUGGAACAAGGCUGUGGCCCAAAGAUUGUUUUAAAAUGUUGCUUGCAUGUAGCCUCUGUUACUAUCUUGGCUGCAAACUCUCUUCCUAUAGGAAUAAUGUCACUGCUAGAAUGUUAGACUAAGAAUGGGGAUAUUUGUGAGUUCAAAUCCUCAUUCAACAAUAAAGCUCACUGGUUGACUUGGGACCAGUCACUUUCUCUUCUUUGCCC
Messenger RNA from Podarcis lilfordi (Lilford's wall lizard), 12435 nucleotides. The record is from the annotation of a GenBank genome assembly. Lineage: Eukaryota; Metazoa; Chordata; Lepidosauria; Squamata; Lacertidae.